Molecule: messenger RNA, 3631 nt
Organism: Glossina fuscipes
Lineage: Eukaryota; Metazoa; Arthropoda; Insecta; Diptera; Glossinidae
Gene: Topors
Product: E3 ubiquitin-protein ligase Topors
Exons: 5
Coding region: 340-3339 (999 amino acids)
Biological process (GO): protein monoubiquitination; protein polyubiquitination
Molecular function (GO): ubiquitin protein ligase activity; metal ion binding
Source: RefSeq, a predicted model, not a curated record
GAAGAAAAUUUGCAAAUAAUUACAUACUUAAAAUUAAUUUAAAUAUUAAUGGGAGAUUUAAAUUUAAAUUAUAUCGCUAGUAUAUUAUGGGAAAUGACGAUAAUAUUUGAGUGUAGCUACUGAGCGUCUUUAUGUAUGCCUUAUUGCGCGAGUAUUUUUGCUGGUGGUGUUGUUUGAGUGAAAAUAGCGAAAAACUUUUAAAAAUACAAAGAAAAUAAGACAUGUUGGAUUUUAGGAAAUAAUCGAACAUCGACUGAAGAAACACUAACCUGAGAAAUAUAUUCAAAACGAAAGUAGUGUUAAAUUCGCAACACUUUAAUAAAAAUUAUAAAAUAAAUUAUGGCUGAUACAUCAUUGCCUUCGAGUGCAGUGCCUGACUUGUUAGUUGGGGUAAACGCCGUUCUGCGGGAGAAUUCAACUGAAGCUCACACCUCAGCGCACAAUAAUGAGUCCGGAAAUUAUCUCAAUCAGCUUAAUAUUACAUCCGGCUCCCAGGAUUUAAAUGUUGCUAGUACUGAAUCGCAAUAUCCAACAUUAAUGCCGCGAUUGCAAUUGAAACUGCCGGCACUGUCUUCCAGCAGCAGUGAUAGCGAAGCGGAUAUGCUCAAUGGAAACGCCGGUAGCACGACCGACGGAAACGGCGAUCGGCCUUCAUCCCCGCCGCCCAAUUGCGCAAUUUGUUUGAGCCGUUGUAAAAACAAAUGCCUUACCGAUUCGUGUAUGCAUCAGUUUUGCUUCAAGUGUUUGUGCGAAUGGAGUAAAGUCAAACCAGAAUGUCCAUUGUGUAAGCAAACCUUCAAAUCCAUUAUACAUAACGUGAAAUCGAUUGACCAAUUCGAAGAAUAUCAUGUGCAGAGUCGUACAGUUGACAUACCGACUCCACAAUUUGAAUUAGAAUCAUUUGGGCUUGUGAGUUACGUCGAUCGGUACGUUAUAGUCCCUCCACCUCGUUUCCCCCGCGGACGUAGCACAGUCACCGUUACAUCUGGGGCAAGUGGCAGUAGGGGCUCAGGAAGCUCGUUCGGUGCCGCAAGAACAACUAGACCUUAUCCUGGUGACUUCUUAGAUGAAUAUUAUCGGCGUAAUCCGGAUGAAAUAGGUGAUGCGGCACUUAGCCACAUGUGGCGAAUAUAUAUUUAUGAUCGAAAAUUGUUCGCAUUACCAGUCUGUGACAUAACCGGUCGUUUUCGCGAAAGCAGCGCCAGAUUCUAUAGAGAGAAUCCUGCUCAAAUGCACCGUUUAAUGCCGUUUAUUCGACGUGAUAUUCAUUGUCUAUUGGAUGUUACAGCUUCUAAUGCAUUUGACAGCAUUGCAGAAGCGCUAACUGUUAUGAAUAUAUUAUCGCCGGCUUUCAGGCGCAGAGUCCAGCCCUUUUUGGGGGCAAAAACUGCCCAUUUUAUUCAUGAAUUAAAUAACUUUGCUCGUUCCCCCUACGAUAUGAUUGGCUAUGAUAGAGCAGUACGUUAUUCGAUACAAAUUCAAGAGGAAAUAAUUGAAUACUCAGUAUCGGAAAGUUCGGACGGAGAUGAUAAUCUUUUAAUUGAUGCGACGACGAGAAAUAGAUCUGCUGGAAAUGCCAUAAAUUUGUCGAUGCAUGAUCGGGCCAGUUCCAGCAAUGGUGUCAGGAAUGAAUCAAUUAUCGAAUUGGUAGAUGAAAGUGACAACAAUGAUCCUUCAACUUCAACAUCAAGCCGCGAACAACCUCAACACCAGCUUCAAUCCAACCAAUGCGCUAAUGUAAAUACUCCCUCAAUUGCUGCAGAAAACAUAGAACUGUCUUCGACAAGCAGUGAUGAAUGCGAAUUUGUAUUGGAACGAAAACCCCCACAUCUACGCACUCCCGAAAUGGUAAGCCUCCAUUCGGCCUCUGAUUCUGACGUAGUUUUUGUUGAUGAAACGAAGCCAUUAAAUAAGACCAGCUUCAACACGAGUGAUGAAGACACAAAUUUAGCUAACAAGAACUCAUCUGGCCACAACAAGCAAAGCAACACGUCUGAAGCAAGCAAACGCCAAAGCCCAAAUAGUGAGAAUACAGAAAUGUUCAAUGUAGGGGCGAGCACAUCAGCGGGAUUGCGCUUUAGUGGGCAGGAUUUAGGUCAGGUCGCAAGUAAUCGCAUGUCAAAAAGAAAUUUACGUAAAACAGCACAACGCAAAAAAUAUAUGAGCUACAGUCAAAGUUGUGAUAAGAGAUUAGAUAGCGAUUCGUAUUCACCUACUAGUAGCACGUCCACAAGUUCUACAUCAUCAACAUCGACUGAAACUUCCACAGAGGGGUUAUCAAUUUCUUCUACUGAUGCAGAAUUUCAUCCAACUGAGUUGCGAAGAAGCCAGAGAAAUCGUAAAUAUUGCAGAGGAAACGCCCAAAAACGUGCUAUAGUUACACGAAAAGCAAAACGUGGCUCACGUAAGCGCCGUAGAUCCUAUGACACUUCUUCGGAUGAUGACGAAACAUACCCACGUCGGGGGAAAAAUUUUGCUCUUGUUAUGGCUUUAGGGCAAAAAUAUAACAAAAAACGUCGGCAGCAUCUCCGGAGCGAAAAUAGCGAAGAAAAUGAUGCGGAAAAUUCAUGGCGAUUAAAAGCUGUAAACGAACCGCUUAGAAAGAAGCAGCAACAACAAGUAAGAAAUUCACUCAAAAGAGCGGCUGAACGUAGUAGUAGUAGACAUUCACACACAUCAAAAUCUGAUGCGAAUCAAGAAAAAAAUCAUAAAAAAAUGAGAUUGGUAAAAGAUGAAUCAAAGGACGUUAAAAACGAAAUUGCUAGUGAUAAUGAUGAUGAUGGCGACGACGAUGACGACGACAUAGAUAAUUUGAAUCUAAGUACAUUAAAAUCUAUCUUAAAAGGCGAAAAGGCUAACAAUACGAAUCAGGAAAAUGAUACUGCAUCACAAUUAAAUACACUUCAAGCGACCGAAAGAGAUGUAUCCGCAAAUAGUAUAUCGAGAGAGAUCUAUGGGGUAGAAACAACGAUAUUGGAAGAUAACGUUGACAUCGCUUUGGAAAGUGUGCACAGGGAAGCAUGCGUGGUAACUUCUACGAUAACUUCUGUGACCGUUGAUGUUGUACCAGAAACGGCUGUCACAACCGUUAUGAGAACUGCAAGCGGCAGUGACCAUAGUUCCUCGGAUGAGGAUGGUGACGAAGAGGAAUAUACUAGCAACUCUGUACCACCAGCUACUGUUAACAUACUAUCGACAACAGCUGAAAGUCAACAAUUUAAUAUUACUGCUGAUUUUCCGGAUAAUAGUUCAGACAGUAGCACUUUCCUCACAGAUUCCAGUGAUAGCAGCACAACAGCGACUGAAUCAAAUGACGGACGGGAUUACGAUUCAGCUUAAAUGAAAUUAUUCAUCCUACAUAUGCAAAUAGCCAUUGCUUUUAAAUUGAAAACAGUUGCAUAAAUGCACGACAGAGCGGAAGAAAUUGAAUGUAUUUUUUUUCCAGCUGGACAUCUCGCGUCCGCAGUGACACUCAAAAAAUCCAUAGCAGUAAAUCGUUUAAGAGUUAAGUAGUAACUCUUGGCUAAAUUUAACGCAAAAUCCAAGCACGUUGAACGUUAAUUAAUAAACUUAAGUUUAUUCGUAACUUUAGGCUAUAUUCAUUUUUUUAAGCAAAAUUUUUGUUUAUUUU